AUGAGUUGGAAUGGAGCAAUGAUGUGUGAUGUUAUGCCAACUAUUUCAGAGGAUGGCGUUGUAUCAUCUCAGUGUCCUAAUGACAAUAAUGAGAUGGGUGGUGAGAAGAAUAGGAUAGAACAAUUGAUGAUGAACAUGCUCGAUGAAAGAGAUAAGCUAUUAGAACAAUUACAAGAAGCUCAGCGGAGAAUCGAUGAUCUUUCUCAACAUUUAAAAGAUGCUGAACGUGAUAAGGAAAGUUUUCGAAGGCAGUUUGAUUUACAUACGCAGCAUUUACCAACAGAACUGCAAACAUUAACCAGAGAGUUGGCUCAAUUGCGUGAACAGUUAUUGGAAAAGGAUGAAGAAAUUGUUGAAUUGAAAGCUGAAAGAAACAACACACGUUUGUUGUUGGAACAUCUUGAAUGUCUAGUUUCACGGCAUGAAAGAUCGCUUCGAAUGACUGUUAUGAAACGUCAGGCGCAAAGUCCAGCUGGUGUUUCAUCCGAAGUCGAAGUGCUGAAAGCAUUAAAAUCUCUCUUUGAACAUCAUAAAGCACUUGAUGAAAAAGUUCGAGAACGUUUAAGAGUGGCUAUGGAACGCGUUGCCGAUUUAGAAGAAGAAUUAAAAGUCAAAGGAGAUGAAAAUUCAACUUUGAAAUCGAAAAUGGCUAAAUUGUCUGCUGAAUUAGAAGAAGCCGCUCAGCAGGUAAAUAAAAUGAACGGCGCUAGUAAAAAACAAUCCAAUGGUAGCCUUGUUUCCAUAGAAUCUGCUGCUCGGCUUGUUGAAUUGCAAGAAGCUUGUGAUCGUCUUAAACAAGAUUUAUCAAAUAGUGUAAAACAAUGCAACGAUUUUGGGUCAAGAAAUGCCGAAUUGGAAAAUCAGUUGUCAGCUGCUCAGAAAGAUGUUCGUGUUGCUCAAGAACAAUCAACCAAAUUGCAAAAUCAUUUGCAUGAAAUGGAAGCUCAACAGCGAGAUCAGGAAGCAAAAAUAUCGACGCUUGAAAAUCGUUUCCUUUCAGCGCAACGGGAAUCCACUUGCCUCAGAGACUUUAACGAUGAGCUUGAGCAUCAGUUAGCCAAUAAAGAUGCUGCUAUACGCUUAAAUGAAGAGAAAAUGCGAAGUUUGCAAGAAAGAUUAGAAUUGGCCGAGAAACAACUUGCGCAAAGUUUAAAAAAGGCCGAAUCAUUGCCAUCAGUUGAAGCAGAGCUUCAACAACGUAUGGAAGCAUUGAGUGCCGCAGAACAGAAACAAGUUUCUGCCGAAGAACAAGUGCAAAGAUUGGAACAACAAGUAGAGGAACGUUCCGCCGAAUUGGAGCGCGCGCUACAGCGCGAAAGAAUGAAUGAAGAGCAUAAUCAACGUUUGUCCUCAACAGUUGAUAAAUUACUUUCUGAAUCAAACGACCGAUUACAAUUGCAUUUAAAAGAACGAAUGCAAGCACUGGAUGAGAAGAAUCGUUUGACGCAGCAAUUGGAACACACCAAGAAAAUUUACGAUCAGGCUGAACGUAUAAAAGAUCGUCUUUCACGAGACAACGAGAAUUUGCGCCAGGAAGUUGAUGCAUUACGAAAUCAGUUAUAUUCAGCUCGAACAGCGCAAUUUCAUUCUAGGCUCCACAGUGGUUCACUGGUGACUCCGAUUACUCCCGUUCUAGAAACAGGGAUGGCAGCGCCAACUUCCCAGUCAGUAGUUGCUCCAUACACGGCAUUAGGUGUUCGACGGAUACAUAAAGGUCGACUUCAAGCAUUGCAGGAUGACCCUUCCAAGGUGCAAACACUCAACGAACAUGAGUGGGACCGAUUGCAACAAGCUCAUGUUAUUGCAAAUGUGCAACAGGCUUUCUCAAAUUCUUCAUCCAUGAUGGAUAUGGCUGCUUCACAACAAAUGCGCAGUGCUCUACCUUCUCAGGGGACAGAAGAUCUAAUAAUCAGUAGCGUUCAAACCAAUCAAAGUAAUUCCACUACCAAUGCUCAUACGUUGGCAAGCAUGCUGCAGGAGCGAUUGGAUGCAAUAAAUUCCGAAAUUCGAUUAAUUCAGCAAGAGAAAUCUCAUGCAGAAAGAAUCGCUGAACAAUUGGAGAAUCGUGCUCGGCUAGGGGAUAUGCAUUUUCCUGGUGCUAAUACGGCUGUAUAUUCCCUUGAUGAUUCAAAUUUGGGCAAUCUGUCUACCCGUUCAACACCCCGAAAUUCACCUCAACAUGAUUUUCUUGGCGGAAAAUAUAAUACGGUAAUGCCAGCUGAUUCAUCAUCUUGCCUUGUACCAAAUCAGCCAAUUGAUAAUUAUAAUUCAUAUGUUGACGAUGCUCAUAUUGAUACAAAUUACAAUAUGUCACGAAGAGCUAUGAAAUUGGAUUACUCACAGUCAUCACAGGCAAAUCACCUUAAUGUGCAUCAUAGUGGAAAAGGCAUAAAGAAGCGUUCUACCAGCACAAGUGGGCUAAAAACUCUUGGUAGAUUUUUCAAUAAAAAAGGAAAGAACAAUCAAAUGUUCCGUCUGUCCGACCAAGGAGCAUAUUCGGAUAGCGAAAUGUCAUCGACAGGUGAUUGUUCACUCAUUGGUUUGGCAUCAAAAGCCACGGUAAAUGGAAUGGCAUCACAGCCUCACAUUAUAUCCGAUUUUGAUAGGAGAAAGAGGAAAAAAUGCGAAUUAUUGGAAGAAGCAAUGAAGGCGCGUACUCCAUUUGCUUUGUGGAAUGGACCUACUGUAGUUGCAUGGCUGGAAUUAUGGGUUGGCAUGCCUGCCUGGUAUGUUGCAGCAUGCAGAGCCAAUGUAAAAAGUGGUGCUAUAAUGAGCGCUUUAUCUGAUCAGGAAAUACAACGAGAAAUUGGUAUAAGUAAUCCGCUCCAUCGUUUAAAAUUAAGACUUGCAAUACAGGAAAUGGUGUCGUUAACAUCACCUUCUGCACCCCGCACAGCACGCACGACAUUGGCUUUUGGCGAUAUGAACCAUGAGUGGAUUGGCAAUGAAUGGUUGCCAUCAUUGGGUCUUGGACAAUAUCGUUCUGCUUUCAUGGAAUGUCUUUUGGACGCCAGAAUGCUCGAACAUCUUUCUAAAAGAGAUCUACGAACGCAUUUGAAAAUGGUUGAUAAUUUUCACAGAGCCAGUCUCCAAUAUGGUAUUAUUUGUCUAAAAAAACUUAACUAUGAUAAGAAAGUUUUGCAAGAAAGGCGAAAAGCUUGUGAUAGUGUUAAUAAAGAUGUGUUGGUAUGGUCUUGUGAACGAGUAGCUCGGUGGGUUGAAGAAAUUGGUCUUGGCACAUACGCAUCCCAGUUGCAUGAUUCUGGAGUGCAUGGUGCUCUUAUAGCCCUUGAUGAUACUUUUGAUGCCCAAUCUUUGGCGUUAUCAUUACAGGUUCCUCCACAAGAUACGCAGUCACGGCAGCUUCUUGAACAUCACUUUCAAAUACUUAUUAAUGAAUGUCGUCUACAUAAUAUAACUAACCGACAUAUGAUGCUCAAUACUAAUGGUAAUUAG
This is a messenger RNA of Dracunculus medinensis (Guinea worm), 3456 nucleotides long. The record is from the annotation of a GenBank genome assembly. Lineage: Eukaryota; Metazoa; Nematoda; Chromadorea; Rhabditida; Dracunculidae.